Molecule: messenger RNA, 2302 nt
Organism: Phyllostomus discolor (pale spear-nosed bat)
Lineage: Eukaryota; Metazoa; Chordata; Mammalia; Chiroptera; Phyllostomidae
Gene: ARL10
Product: ADP ribosylation factor like GTPase 10
Exons: 4
Coding region: 70-804 (244 amino acids)
Molecular function (GO): GTPase activity; GTP binding
Source: RefSeq, a predicted model, not a curated record
GCUGCAGCGUCGCAGUGGGGCCAUCUUCGGCCCGCAGGCUGGUUCGGCCAGCGCACCCGCGCCGGCCUGAUGGCGCCGCGGCCGCUGAGCCCUCUGCUAGUGGCGCUGGGCGGCGCCGCGGCCGUGCUCGGCUCGGUGCUCUUCAUCCUCUGGAAGGCCUACUUCGGCCGCGGACAGGAACGGCGCUGGGACCGCGGCGAAGGCUGGUGGGGCGUGGAGCCCGUCCGCCUCCCCGAGUGGGACGAGUGGGACCCCGAGGACGAGGAGGACGAAGACCCGGUGCUGGAGGAGUUGGAGCAGCGCGAGGUGCUGGUGCUGGGCCUGGAUGGCUCCGGGAAGAGCACGUUCCUGCGUGUGCUGUCCGGGAAGCCGCCGCUGGAAGGCCAUGUCCCCACCUGGGGCUUCAACUCUGUGCGGCUGCCCACCAGGGACUUCGAGGUGGACCUGCUAGAGAUCGGUGGCAGCCAGAACCUGCGCUUCUACUGGAAGGAGUUUGUGAAUGAGGUGGACGUGCUGGUGUUCAUGGUGGACUCGGCCGACCGGCUGCGGUUGCCCUGGGCGCGGCAGGAGCUGCACAGGCUGCUGGACAAGGACCCUGACCUGCCUGUCGUCGUGGUGGCCAACAAGCAGGACCUGAGCGAGGCCGUGAGCGUGGUGCAGCUGCAGCAGGAGCUGGGCCUGCACACCGUGGACAGCCAGCGGGAGCUCUUCCUCCUGGGGGCCAGCAUCGCCCCCGCGGGGCCCGGCUUUGAAGACCCUGGCACCGUGCACGUCUGGAGACUGCUCUUGGAGCUCCUCUCCUAGGCUGCCCCUGCCGCUCGCCGACCGGCCCUGGAGCCCAGGGCUGCUGCUCCAUCUCCAGCAGUGGCCCGGGGCGGGAGCCACGUGGCAGCUCGUCCCUGCAGCUAGCCCUCUCAAGCAGGGCCUGGGCAAGGCUGAGGACCACCGCGAGGAAGCCUUCCUGGUGAGGUGGCCGUGGGGCUGCCGCAGGGAGGUGGAUGGGGCACAGGGCGGCCCGGAGUGGCCGUCUCUGGCCUGGGAGUGGGCCCAGCUCUCACCAGUGAAGGCCUCUGCUCCUGGCCUGUGCGGUGAGCUGCUCUGUGGGCCCAGUGCUCCCCUCCCUGCAGGUAGGAGUGGCUGAGGACCGGGACGGGUGCCAGAGUGCUCCCCGUCUGGACUGUGGCUCCCGGUAACUCCAUGCCACAAUCCCGCGAGCGGUUCUGGGCGGCUGUGGGGCCCUGGCUCUCGGGUCCACGUUGCCUCCAGCCCAGCGCUGCCCCGAUCGGGCUCACGGUCUUGACAGGCCUCUUCCUCUCUGGCCCUGGGGCCUUCAUUAGCACGGUGAUUUCUGUGGACUUUUCAGACUAGACCGGAAGAUGCAUUACCUGCUUACAGAGGUAAGAAGCGUGAGGACUAGCCCGGAGAUCCUAGCAAGGAUCCCAAACUUCCCUGCUUCCCCAAGCCAAGGCCUGGCCCGCCAGCCCCUUGUGACCAGAGUGAGUGGUGCCCCCCCCCCCCCCCCCCCAACUCUGGAGACUGAAGCUGCUGCUCCCGCACAGACUGUGCCGGAGCCCGUGUGUACACAGGUAGGGGACAGAGGCGUUCCGUUCCCAGAGCGGAAGUCCGGAGACCGUCCGCCAGAGCUGGGCACUGGACGGCCGCCCAGAACUGCGUGGCGAUUAUUUAUUUAUUUAUAAAGGAACAGGCCAAAGGUGCAGCCUGUUUCUGGGUGCUGCUACCAAAACUCCAGACGCCUGCCACGGGAAGUUCGGACCUUCGAGGAGGACGGCGGGAGUCGCGAGUGACACGGGGGGAAGCCACCUGUGUCGGAAGUCCCUGAAGCUGUGGCUCCCCCUGCCUUAGCAGACUCGGCUGCACGGGAACCGCAGCUCGGUCGGCAGGUCGGACUGAUCCUGAGUGGGUGACAGACUCUGGGACAGGCAACUGCAGUCGUGGGAAUCCAGGCAAACAGGAUGGGACUCAGCCGACCCGCCCAGAGGGCAGCCUGGGGCCCGUUGCUCCGCGUUUCUGGGCUGAGGGUGGCCCGGCCCCAGCCCUGCGGGACGGAGUUCCGGUGUCCCCUCCAGCGCGCAUCCACGCCCCUCCUCCUCCCCGGGACCAGCCGGGGCGAGGGCCACCUUGUCUCCACGUCGGUGCCUCUCAUCAGUGCUGGCAGAGGACGGGCAUCUUGUCUGUCGGCACCACGGAAUGACCAACAGCCACAGGUGGACUUUUUUUUUAUGAGCAGCUAUCCAACUUGGUUUGCCUUCUCGUGGAGAACAGGUGACGUGCCUCCGUGUCA